Messenger RNA from Macaca mulatta (Rhesus monkey), 2943 nucleotides. RefSeq names its product serine protease 55 (gene PRSS55). Gene Ontology annotation, biological process: proteolysis. Gene Ontology annotation, molecular function: serine-type endopeptidase activity. The record is from RefSeq and is a predicted model, not a curated record. NCBI's taxonomy places the organism in Eukaryota, Metazoa, Chordata, Mammalia, Primates, Cercopithecidae.
UGUCUUUAUCAGCAACAUGAAAAUGGACUAAUACACUCGGGAAGUUGGGUGGUGCCCAGGUCAGGGAGAAGGAAACCUGGGAUAAGAAAGGCUCUGAGAUGAGAUGCCUCUGUGCAGCCAUCCUAGAAACAAAACAGUCAGAAAAGAAGUCUUCAUGACUGCAGUCUGAGUUCUCGGCUCCACAGCCCAUUGUGACAUCACCCGGGGGCCCUGGAUCUGAGCCAGAGGCUGUCAGCCUCACUCCCUGAGCCCUGGCCUCUGUCACCCCCGGGCCCACAGCACAGCCUAGGGCCAUGCUCCUGUUCUCAGUGUUGCUGCUCCUGUCCCUGGUUACAGAAGCUCAACUCAGUCCGCGGACUCCUCUCCCAGAGGCUGAAGUGGCUCUCCUAGGUGGGGCUAGGGGCGCCCACCACCCUCAGCGCCCUCAUCCCCCCCGCCCAGUCAGUGAAUGUGGCGACAGAUCCAUUUUCGAGGGAAGAACUCGGUAUUCCAGAAUCACAGGGGGGAUGGAGGCGGAGGUGGGUGAGUUUCCGUGGCAGGUGAGUAUUCAGGCCAGAGGUGAACCUUUCUGUGGCGGCUCCAUCCUCAACAAGUGGUGGAUUCUCACUGCGGCUCACUGCUUAUAUUCCGAAGAGCUGUUUCCAGAAGAACUGAAUGUCGUGCUGGGGACCAACGACUUAACUAGCUCAUCCAUGGAAAUAAAGGAGGUCGCCAGCAUCAUUCUUCACAAGGACUUUAAGAGAGCCAACAUGGACAAUGACAUUGCCUUGCUGCUGCUGGCCUCGCCCAUCACACUCGAUGACCUGAAGGUGCCCAUCUGCCUCCCUACGCAGCACGGCCCCGCCACAUGGCACGAAUGCUGGGUGGCAGGUUGGGGCCAGACCAAUGCUGCUGACAAAAACUCUGUGAAAACGGAUCUGAUGAAAGCGCCGAUGGUCAUCAUGGACUGGGAGGAGUGUUCAAAGGCGUUUCCAAAACUCACCAAAAAUAUGCUGUGUGCCGGAUACAAUAAUGAGAGCUAUGACGCCUGCCAGCAAAGCUAUUUUCCCACUUUACAAAGAAUGAACACUGGAAGCUCUCAAACAAAGCCACCUGGGUCUCACACCUUUCAUCUGCAAAAUUGGUGCUUUGCUCUUUCUUCUACAUGGAGUCAUUUUUGAGGCAGAAAACAUACCCUUGGUCAUAGCCUUGAGUUGAAAAUCUUUGAGGGCAUUUUCUGUCCAAAUGACUGAAAAAAUCGACCAAAAACUCUUCGUUUUGAUGAUGCUCAUGCUUUGUGAUAGGAGUAGCCUCAAAUUAUUGCUAAAGGGUUCUCUUUUCUUGUCUAAUAAUGAAAAUCCAGGCAAUUACUAGCAAAGAGAACAAGUUGCCUUGGGAGGAGAAUUAGGCCUCAUCAUGAUUAUGACUACUGGUUUCAUUUCAUGGCGAGAGAGGGGCCCAGGAGUCUGCUUUGGUGUACCUUUGAAUGACGACUGAUUUAAUAAUGAUAUUUAUUUAACACUUUUUAUGUAUACUAUUAGGCACUGUAUGUAAAAUCUCACUUAAUCCUCAAUGUGGCCAAAUGAAGUAGGCCAGACUAUUUAUACCUAUUGACUGAUUAAGAAAAUGAGACAUAAAAGGUUUAGAUAGCUUGCCCAAGGGCGCACAGGAACUGGCAGUAGACUUUCUGCCUUCUGGGUCAUCCUCCAUGAAAUUGCUGAGAACCACCCAGGAAAGAGCAAGCCCUGGUGGCCAGCCAGGUUUGGGGCACGUGGUCUCCUAAGCUAGGGAACAGGGCUCCAAGGACUUCUUCUGCCUGCACUGCAUGGUCUUUGCUCCUGUAGCCACCCUCUAGACUUCCAGAUCCCCCAGCUGAGAUGCAUGCAUUUUCUAAAAUCAAUAUGGAUCACUGCUUCACCAAGAAAAUAACCCAACAAUUAUUUUGUAAAGGAUCCAAGGGUGAGACAAGUUUUAAUUAUAAUCCCUUUCACUCUGAAUACUCAGCCCCACCAACCUGCCCCUAUUGUUUGUCCUGAUGUCCUUCAUUUGUCUCACAGCCAUUAACAGAUGCCUCAUGAAAAGCCAUCCAUGGGCUUGGGGCUGGGAAUGGAGCAGUGAACAAAAAGGAACAGGCAUUGCUCUGUGGAGCAUAUACAGUAUGGGGAAGGCUGGCAUCUAUGAAAUCACUACACAAAUAUAUAUAAGUUGCAACUGCAAUAAACAUGAAUGCAAAUAAAAAAUUCUAAGCCCCACAACCAACUGAAUGGACCCCCUCCUUUUAGCCAAGGGCAUUCCAAAGUUAACCUGAAACACUAGUUCAGGGCAUGAUGGGAAGUGGGGAUCAGGCAUGCCUCAUUAUGCCCUCCUCCCUUUGGAAUUCAGGCACAGCUGGCCAGCAUUAACAUUAAAACAGAUGCAUUAGGACUGACAAAACUGACUCUUUGUAGUAAUAAGAUACCAACAUGACAGAUAGCAGGCCCUGAAAGAAAUUGAAGCUUUUUGCCCUAAAAUCUAUUUCUUUGAUAGAUUUUGAAAUGGUCUCACAAAGCUGUCUCUCGUGAGGCAAAUCUACAUUCUGUAAUUUUCUUUCCUUUCCAGAUCUUUCUCUGAUCCAGGAGAGAAUUAACUGAGAGUCUGGCCUCUUUCUAAGUCUGUUAAGAAACAUUUACAAUCUAUUCUCUCUGAAACCUGCUGCCUGGAGACUUCAUCUACAUAAUAAAAACCUUGGUCUCCACAAUCCCUCAUCAUAAUCCAGAUACUCCAUUCUAUUGAUUCCAGGUCUUUAGAUAACAAUUUAAUUCUUUCAACCAAUUGCCAAUUAGAAAAUCUUUGAAUAUAUACCUAUGACUUGGAAGCCCCAUGACCAACCAAUUUACAUAUUAUAUGUAUUGAUUGAUGUCUUCUGUCUCCCUAAAAUGUAUAAAACCAAGCUGUAGCCUGACCACCUUGGGCACAUGUUCUCAG